UCUUCCUGCAGUAGGUACCACGCGUGCAUGGAACGUGUCCGUCUUUCUUGCUCGUCGUGACGGAGAGGCAGCUAACUAUAGGUGCUAUACACGGUUUACUCUCGCGCAUUAAUUGCCGUCGUAAAUUGUUGCACCUUUGCAAUGGAGUGGCAGCACCGUGUAGAGUAGGCUCUAAAUAGACGCGGGGGUGGAAAAUGGUGCAGACCGUUAGGUGUGUUGGAUUGUGAAUUGGCGGUACCGCCGGAUUAAAUAGAGGUCCAAGGAAGCUACAGUCACGGGCUUCACUCUGCAACCAUCCUUCCGGUUAUUACCUAUUUAAAAAAAUAUUCAAUGAAAUUUAUUUAUUAUAGUCUUUUUUCUUUAGGAUUAAAUGUUAUAUCAAUUUCAAUUUUUAAUCAAGUUUAUCAACCAAGGGGGCCCUCGAAUAACAGAGUAUCGUAGAAUUCGGACUGCAAAUUGGCGAAUAACUCGCUAAGGAACAAGCAACGUCGUAUUUACAUUGUUUAUUACUCGACGUGCGUAUCUGUCGUUGGUGACACACGCCAUGCCGGAAUUUGCUGUUCAUUACUUUCACAGCUCACAGCAUGUUACGUAAGUACCUCGUAAUUCUUAAUUCGCGACGUUUUAAUGAUAGCCGUGAACACAGAAGCACAGAGAUUUACCGAUACGUUGCUAGACAGAAACCAAUUUAACCUUCGAGCUCUAGCUCUAGCGUCGUGUAAUUGAAUGAAAAGCUGUUCGCAAAAUUUGACCAACAGCUAUCGAACACCUACAUUAUUUAAAGUUUGACUUCCCUUCUUUUUUUUAAUUGAUUAUUUGACUAUACUAAAAAGACGACGCGACGGUAAUUAGUGAUCACAGAGAAUAGACAGAAAAACCCUCAAUUCCAAUUGAAACAUUAUACAUGCGUUAAACCCUAACUCGUUAGAGGAAGGACUAGGGGUUGUCACGAAGGCGCACGCGUAUCCGCGCACGCAGUCACGCGUGUACGCGAGAUUACGAACGAGGCGCGACGCGACGCCGAAACGGCGAGCAAUUGCGGGCCAGCUGUGGCUCUCUCUCCAGAAUCCGGGGCCCGUUCCUCGCGGACGGUCCCAACUCGCCUCGGAUACCUGCCACCAGGUGUCUCCACGAGCAGUGCCCAGCAGCGAGAGGCAAGAGCAGUCGUCGGGGCGCUUUCGCACCGCCAGCAUCGCGUGUGUGUCUUCUCUUUGCAGUUUUCUCGUUUGUGAACCGUCUCGCGAUCGCUCAUAAACGAUUUCUCGCGAUUAACCCCGAGUAUGAAGUCGUCGGUAAUCGAUUUCGAACUGUGAACAAAACUGUGCUCGUUUGGACCCAUCCGCAAGGACCCACAGAGCUCACCUUCGCCAAUGGUGCCGGCAACACGUCGGCAACCCCUGAUCCUGACCCAGGACGAUUUUAACAAAGGGGGAGGAUGCAACAGCAACAGCAACAGCAACAGCAGGACCAAGAGCAGGAGCAGGAGCAGGAGCGGGGAAUCGUAAUGGUCCCGUCUUCUUCGGCAUCUACCAGUACAGAGCUCAGGGAUGUCGCCAGUGUCACAGAGGCGGGUCUCCCGAAUUUUACCCUGCAGAGUGUGGCCCUAGGACUACAGGGAGCUCUCCUGGCAGCUCUUCAGAGAGCAGCCUUGCUACCUCCCGGACACGCCGCAGCUGCAGCUUUGAAUCUUCAGGCCUUAGAGACUUAUCUGACCCUUCAUCGCCUUCAUGCCAGCAGUGCAGCACCCGGUGUCAACCAAUCUGGCUCUUCAGGGCUGACUGCUACCAGUAAUCAGAGGUGCUCUCCCAUAAAUACUGGACUCGAAAACACCCUGACAUCGACGGCACAGUCGAAAAAUGAUCAGUUAGUCGCCGAGAGGUUGUUGCACUCCGCCGAGGACGAAGAGGAAGCGCGGUUGGAUUUUAUUGGAGACACUGAGGAGGAUUUGGCUCUUCUCGAGGAACAGGAAGUACUGUUGCGAGACACUUCUGUAGCGACUUCCUCCGCGAAUCAUGAGGUGUUGUUGCGACGGAUAUCCGAUGGGAAUCGAGUCAAUUCCAGCUCUACGACGGUGCAACAAUCGAAUCUGUCUCAAAUCGUUGCUUCUUCGUUUACAUCUCCGGCUUCGUCGUCGGUUUGCUCUUCCUCCUCUUCGUCCUCGUUGUCCUCCUCGUCGCCGCUCCAGGCCACGUCCACCUCCGCUGAAUCGAGUAUACCGCGGACGUGCAGGGCAUCAAGGCCGAAAAAACAGUUCAUCUGCAAGUUCUGCAGCAGACAGUUCACCAAGAGCUAUAAUCUACUGAUACACGAGAGAACGCAUACCGAUGAGAGGCCCUAUUCGUGCGACAUUUGCGGCAAAGCUUUCCGACGGCAGGAUCACCUGAGGGAUCAUAGGUAUAUCCACAGCAAGGAAAAGCCUUUCAAAUGCGCCGAGUGCGGUAAAGGAUUCUGUCAGAGUAGGACUCUAGCCGUUCACAAGAUCCUGCACAUGGAAGAAUCGCCGCACAAAUGUCCUGUUUGCGCCAGGAGUUUCAAUCAGAGGAGCAAUCUGAAGACCCACCUUCUGACGCACACGGACAUCAAGCCGUACCACUGUGCCUCCUGCGGCAAGGUCUUUCGCAGGAACUGCGACCUCAGGAGGCACUCGUUGACCCAUAAUUUGGGCGUAUCAACGUCGCCACCGCCUCCAGGGAUCCCUGUACCUGGCUCCAGUGCUGUUGUCCUCCAAGAGACGUCCUAGUGUUCCGAACAUUCGGACCCCUCACACUCGGAAGUAGAACAAUUUUCUUUUGCACGAUCGAGUGUGCCAGAGGGACCUUGAAAAGACCAAUUUUGUUAUUUCACUGACGAUGAAUUUGAAGAAGAUAAAUUUCUUCUCUUGUCGGUUUCACUUUGGUGCUGUUAACGAUCGUCAAAUAUUUUGCCGUUUACUUUUUGGAAUGAAUUAUAGAUACUUUGCUGAGACAUUCGGGACUCGGCUAAUCGUAAGAUGGGACAUUUUUGCUCCUUGAUUUUUUCAUGUGUAUUUACCUGCGUACGUAUUUGUAGUCGUUUAUGUUUAGAAAGUAAUUUUAAGAGCAUAUUUGGAUGAUGCUACUUACAGAUUUAUAUGCUCGUUACUUGUGUAAUUGUGUUAUGUAGCGUAUAGGUAUGUGGAGUAAGAGUAAGGAGGAUCUUUUUUCUUUUGUAUUUUCACACUGUGUACCUAUGUACUGUGCCCGUUGUGUUUCGUUUGUACGUGUAAAAUAAACUUUUAUUAUAUUAUUUUUUAAA
Molecule: messenger RNA, 3273 nt
Organism: Osmia lignaria (orchard mason bee)
Lineage: Eukaryota; Metazoa; Arthropoda; Insecta; Hymenoptera; Megachilidae
Product: sister of odd and bowl
Biological process (GO): embryo development; embryonic hindgut morphogenesis; regulation of transcription by RNA polymerase II
Cellular component (GO): nucleus
Molecular function (GO): RNA polymerase II transcription regulatory region sequence-specific DNA binding; DNA-binding transcription factor activity, RNA polymerase II-specific
Source: RefSeq, a predicted model, not a curated record